AUGGUGGAGAAAGAGUGUAGAGGGCACGUUGUAGUGCUCCCAUAUCCAAGCCAAGGCCACAUUAAUCCUCUCCUCCAAUUUGCAAAACGUUUAGCCUCGAAAGGGGUGAAGGCCACAUUCGCUACAACCCAUUAUACUUUCAAGUCCAUUUGUGCAGCAAACGUCGGCGUUGAGCCCAUCUCCGACGGGUGUGAUGAGGGCGGCUUUACGCAAGCGGGAAACGAGGAGUUAUAUCUAAAGUCAUUCAAGGCGAAUGGCUCAAGAACUCUGUCUCAACUCAUCCAGAAAUUCCAAGACUCCAAAUCCCCCGUCACUUGUGUUGUGUACGAUUCAUUUCUGCCAUGGGCUCUUGAUGUUGCUAAACAACAUGCCAUAUACGGGGCUUCUUUCUUUACCAACUCCGCCACAGUAUGCAACAUAUUCUGCCGCAUACACCAUGGCCUCCUUUCUCUGCCAGUGAAGCUGGAAGACGUGCCGUUGUUGAUUCCCGGCCUACCUCCGUUGAACUUCCCCGACCUCCCGAGUUUUCUCAGGUUGCCGGAAAGUUACCCGGCCUACCUGGCAAUGAAAUUGAGUCAGUAUUCCAACCUGGACAUGGCUGAUUGGAUAUUUAGUAACACGUUCGAAGAAUUAGAAGGGGAGGAGGCGAAAGGUAUAUCAGAGCUAUGGCCGGCAAAGUUGAUUGGUCCAAUGGUCCCAUCGGCUUACUUGGAUGGCCGGAUUGAGGAUGACAAGAGAUAUGGAGCGAGUCUAUGGAAGCCAAUUGGCGAGGAGUGCAUGAAAUGGCUAGAAACGAAGGCACCUAAGUCAGUAGUGUACGUCUCCUUCGGAAGCAUGGUCUCCUUGACAGCAGAACAGAUGGAUGAAAUAGCAGGGGGCUUGAAGGAGAGCGGCUUACCUUUCCUGUGGGUGGUGAAAGAAUCUGAACAUGGUAGAUUGCCUGAUGGGUUCGUCGAGUCAGCAAAAGAAAAGGGUUUGAUUGUGAGAUGGUGCAACCAGCUAGAACUGCUGGCGCACCCAGCCAUCUGCUGCUUUGUGAGCCAUUGUGGGUGGAACUCAACGCUCGAAGGGCUUAGCCUUGGUGUGCCGAUGGUGGGAGUGCCACAGUGGGCUGACCAGUUGACUGAUGCCAAGUUUGUGGAGGGGAUUUGGCGGGUGGGGCUAAGAGCCAAGGAGGAUGAGAAGGGUGUUGUGAGAAAAGAAGAGCUUGUGAUGUGUUUAAAGCAAGUAACGACGGAGGGAGAGAAGAGCCGGGAGAUAAAGAAGAACGCUAAUAAAUGGAGGGAGUUGGCUAAAAAAGCCCUCGGUGAAGGAGGGAGCUCCGAUAAGCGUAUCAAUGAAUUUGUUGAGCAGUUGAUAUUACGUGCUAAUGAAUCAUAUGAUCAAAAGAGGGAGGCGGCGGCGGCAGCAAAGGACAUCCCAAACGGUCAUCACUAGCUUGGUGUAGCUUUGGCCGGACUCAAUUCUCCUAACGAUUAUGCAAUUACUUGUGUGUAUUGGCAUGUAAUUACAAAGCUAC
Molecule: messenger RNA, 1519 nt
Organism: Alnus glutinosa
Lineage: Eukaryota; Viridiplantae; Streptophyta; Magnoliopsida; Fagales; Betulaceae
Product: UDP-glycosyltransferase 74B1
Exons: 2
Coding region: 1-1437 (478 amino acids)
Molecular function (GO): UDP-glycosyltransferase activity
Source: RefSeq, a predicted model, not a curated record